Coregonus sp. 'balchen' is the source of this 8124-nucleotide messenger RNA. NCBI's taxonomy places the organism in Eukaryota, Metazoa, Chordata, Actinopteri, Salmoniformes, Salmonidae. The record is from the annotation of a GenBank genome assembly.
CCAGAGAACCUGCUCCUGGCCAGUAAGCUGAAGGGAGCUGCGGUGAAGUUGGCUGACUUCGGGCUGGCCAUCGAGGUGCAGGGAGACGAGCAGGCAUGGUUCGGUAAGAGUUUGACUUAAAACAUUCACAUUUACAUUACAUAAAAAGAGUCAUGCUAGCAAUGACAAAGAUGGAAGAUGUACAAUGACAGGAAGUCAGUCUUCAGACUUCCUGUCCUCUGACGUCAAAAACUACAGACCGGUAUUCCAUCUUUUCUUUCCAAAACACUUGAGCAUGCUGUCUCUGACCAACUCUCUCGUUAUCUCUCUCAGAACGAUCUUCUUGUCCCUAACUAGUCAGGCUUCAAGAUAGGUCACUCAACCGAGACUGCUCUCCUCUGUGUCACGGAGGCUCUCUGCACUGCCAAAGCUGACUCUCUCUCCUCUGUUCUCAUCCUCCUAGAUCUAUCCGCUGCCUUCGACACCGUGAACCAUCAGAUCCUCCUCUCCACCCUCUCAGGGCUGGGUGUCUCAUGCUCUGCACACUCUUGGAUUACAUCCUACCUGCCAGGCUGCUCCUACCAGGUGUCGUGGAGAGGAUCUGUGUUUGCACCACGUGCUCUCACUACUGGUGUCCCCCAGCUCAGUUCUAGGCCCUCUUUUCUCUAUGGUCUCUCCUAUCAUUGCUAUACGGAUGAAACUCAACUACUGUUCUCCUUCCCCCUUCUGACACCCGUGCCUAUCGCUGCUUGGAUGUCGGGCCACCACCUCAAACUCAACCUUGACAAGACAGAGCUGCUCUUCCUCCCUGGGAAGGCCUGCCGUGCUCCAAGACUUCUCCAUCAUGGUUGACAACUCUAUGGUGUCCCCCUUCCAAAGUGCAAAGAACCUUGGCGUGACCCUGGACAACACCCUGACGUUCUCUGUGAACAUCAAAGCAGUGAUUCACUCUUGCAGGUUCAUGCUCUACAACAUCCGUAGAGUACGACCCUACCUCACACAGCAAACGGCGCAGGUCCUAAAACAGGCACUUGUCAUCUCCCGUCUGGUCUACUGCAACUUGCUGUUGGCUGGGCUCCCCGCUUGUGCUAUCAAAGCCCUGCAACUUAUCCAGAACGCGACAGCCUGCCUGGUGUUCAACCUUCCCAAGUUCUCCCAUGUCACCCCGCUCCUCCGCACACUGUACUGGGUUCCAGUCGAAGCUCGCAUCCACGACAAGACCAUGGUACUUGCCUACUGAGCAGCAAGAGGAACUGCCUCUCCCUACCUUCAGGCUAUGCUCCAACUCUACACCCCAACACGAGUACUUAUUUCUGCCACCUCUGGGUUAAGGAAGGGGGGUUCCGGGGUCCUCCCCCACAAAACAAAAUAUGUAUAAGGACUGAAAAGCUUGGUUCUGGUGACUUUUUAAAAGGAAAGAACUCCAAUAAACCAUCUAAAAUAUAAGUUCCAUCCCCAGAAAUUAGCUCAAUAAUGUAUGAUUAUAGUAUACAGGAUGCAAUUUAAGUUUGAGUGCUGCAGCUAUCUAAAGAAACACAAGAGACCUUCUUUCUGAAAUAAAAAGUUUAUCUUGAAAAAAUUAACAGAGGAACAUUUGACUGAACAUGAAUUAGAGCCCACUAAUUCAUGUUCAUCACAAAAUGAGGGUUCUGACAAAACCUAGUGCAGACAUAGUAUACAGCCUUUGUCAGAGCACAUUAUUCUUCUGGGCUUUUUGAAAAAGAUUUCCAACACCCUCCUGUAAUUGAGCUCCUUGAUGGGGGGACCGUUGAUGGAGAGGCGGCUAGAUGCUCACCUUGCAGUCUGUUCCUCAAGUCUUUUUUGACCUGCAAUAAGAGAAAGAAUAAUAAGAGAAGGGAGAGGGACAAAGAGGAUCUACUUUCACAUUUAAAUGUUCUUACUCUUUUCAUUGCAGAGAAGUCCCUCUCACAAUUAACGGAAGACACUGGUAUAGUCAGUGCGAUUGCAGCCAGCUGGCUAAGGCAGGGGUAGACUGCCCCACUCAUCAAACUGCGAGGCCAGCUUUGUCAUUGCCGUCAGCUGGUCCAACCCCUGAAAUACAUGAAAAACUAAAAGAUGUACAACAUUAAAGAAGAGCCAACAGAGUGGUAGUUCAGCAGGAAAAAGGGUUGGACAACACUGGCCUAAAAUAUUAUCUUCAAAAGAUUGUCACACUCAUGCCAUACCUUGAAUGAUCCAACUAGCACAUGUUGCUUGUAAGAGGGCCACUCUUGCAGCACAGCAGCCUCUGGCGCUUGCAAGAACUGCCUGGAGAGGAGGGUCAGGUUGAAGGUGUUUAUCCUCUCAAUAGAGAACGCAGCCUGAGGGCCCAACACACUGAAGGCCCCCAGAAUCUCCAGGUGUUGGAACCUCCGGUCUAGGCUGUCCUGGAGGCCAACAAGAUAUGGAUCCAUGACCUAAUUACAGCACAAAACCGAAAAUAAGUGAUUAAUAGCUGUUUGUUUUAGUUUAUCCAACACACAUGAUGUAACAUUGGUUUCAUCACAGCAUUUGAAAACAAAUGUUUUUACCUGAACCGAGCCCAGAACAGCUCCCUGGUCUUGGUCUUCUCCACUUGGCUUCUCCCUCUCCUCUCCUCCUCCUCCUUGAUGUUGAAUGCGCCAAGACCCACUGGGUCAUCGAGGUCCUGGUGGAGUUGGCUCAGAAAUAAACACAUAAUGCUGUAGACUAGUACAGACUAAAUAUGCAAAAAAUGUUUUAGCCCUUAGCCUAAUUAAAGGAAAUUUGACUAACCAUGUGGCGUAUUAUAUAGCCAUGGCUUCAGUCUGUCAAUUCUAAGCCACUUUGGGUCCCAUCCGGAUUGCCGGUGGUGCACACUUGGCCUCACUCCUCUCUCCUCCUCCUCUCAUCUCCUUUUAUCUACUCCUCUUUCUUCUCCUUCUCUCUGCUCUCCUCUCUCCUUUUCUCCUUCCUGGCUCUCUCCUUUCCUCUGUUCCACUCUGCUCUCCCCUCUCCUUUGCUCUUUCCACCUCCCCUCCUGGGUCUCUCCUCUCCUCUGCUCCAUUCUGUCCCUCAUGCAUCCCUACCUCACUCCCGGGAUUCUGCCUCUUCUCUGUCUAGUAAAGUAAGCCAUAUACUUGUUAUAAAAACGAUAGCUUAGCUUUUAAAGAGUUAUCUAACUAAAGAAAGUUUCAUUUAAUUCAGGCUGAUUUGACGUUAGCUAGCUAAGUUAACGUUACCUGACACUUGUCCCCCUUUCUCUUUCACUUCUGUGGCUGGAAAUAUUUCAAUAUACUCAUCUGAGAAAAUCAAAUCAAAGACAGAUAACAUUAAAUGUAGCUAUCUUGCUUGCACUUACAGUUCCAAAUGAACUAGCUAGCUAACUUGUGUAACCGGUAUGAAAUGGCUAGCUAGUUAGCGGUGCGUACUAGUAGCGUUUCAAUCGGUGACAUCACUCGCUCUGAGACCUUGAAGUAGUUGUUUCCCUUGCUCUGCAAGGGCCGCGGCUUUUGUGGAGCGAUGGGUAACGGUGCUUCGAGGGUGACUGUUGCCGAUGUGUGCAGAGGGUCCCUGGUUCAAGCCCAGGUAGGGGCGAGGAGAGGGACGGAAGCAACACUGUUACACUUGCUAGACUAGUAACGUUAGUUAACCAUGUUUCUAUCAUCAACAUACUUGUGGAAAUUGGAUAGCUAAUUGCCGUUAAAAUUGUGGCAGCAAUAUUAUAGAUCUAAAUGAUAGUUUUUAGGUUACAGCUAGCUUAUGUAGUUAACUAGUUGGCUAGCUAACGUUAGUCAAACAAACAAGCUAACGUACCUUUCUUGCAGUUUCUCACGCAGGAGCACUCUGAGGUGAUUCAAGUGAAUUGUGUUUCGCACCGCAGAGCUUCUGUAUUGCGCACUGGUCCCAGGCGUGCCGUUUCUCGCUCAGGUGCAUUCUGAAGGGAUUCAAGUGAAUUCUGUUUCGCACCGCAGAGAGUCUGUAUCGAGCACUGGUCACUCGCGCACUGGUCACUGGCGCGCUGUGUUUCUUGAGUUGCAGGCUGCCUGCCACAGCUCACAGAGCUAAAUAACCUUCAGAACUGUGUUGAACCCAGACAGAUUAUCUAUUUACCAAGUUAAACCUAAUGUGCUUUACAGAACUUUAUUGAAACUAUGUUUGGUAGAAAUAGUGGCGGCAAUGAUUCUCCCGUGGCGCAGCGCCACACUUAAAUGAACGCAGAGGAUACACUGCACCACCCUCUCUUCUGCUCAUCCCUCCACUCCGUCCAUUGCUCUGCCUAGCAUCUCUCCAUCUCUCCCUCACUGGCAUAAUGUCGCUUGGCAUUUGCACAUGAAAGUAGUGGGCCCAGAGGUUGUGCAGUAUUGACAGUAGGGCUCCUCACCUUUUAAUCUGACGACUAUUUGAUUUGACCCCCCUGUGUCCAUCUCUCCAGACAGAGCUGUUUGAACCUGUCACUUACACCACACCCCAGAGAGAAACGGGCCAGCGGGCCUUGGCUGAGUGCCCACAUGCAUUAAUAGAUGUUUAUUAGAUCAGUGUAGAGGAAAAAGCUCCAAAUUAGCAGACUUGGUCUUAUCUAGCCAAUGAGCCAGAAGUCUGUGCCCACUGGCUGGUUCCAUCUUGUUGGAUCUUAUUACUACUCAUUAAUAUAGCUCUUCUGAAUGGGGAUGAUAGGGGGUUUUGAUGGAAUGCUGUGUUGGUACACUUCUCUUGCAAUGUCAUUACAUUAGAUCCUAGACUUUGUGGUUUUAUUCUUUUUGACACGUUAUUUGCUGCUGUAGGUUUUGCAGGCACUCCGGGCUACCUCUCUCCAGAGGUCUUGAGGAAGGACCCCUACGGCAAGCCAGUGGAUAUCUGGGCCUGUGGUGAGUGACUCCUCCAACCUGUGUAUGUGUGUACACAUUUUACUGUACUUGUGAGUACCAGAAGUCCUCAUAAGAAUAGUAAACCAACUACAAUUCAGAGAAGUGACGACAUUUUGCCGGUCCUCACUUGUAAAAAUGCUAUUUUAGGCUUAGGUUAGGUUUAGGGUUAGAAUUAGGGUUAGAAUUAGGGUUCGCGUUAGGCGUUACUGGUUAGGGUUAGGAGUUGGGGUUGGGGUUAGGGGUUUGGGUUAAGGUUAGGGUUAGGGAAAGUAGGAUUUUUAAUGGGAAUCAAUUGUUGGUCCCCAAAAAGUCCUCACAAGUAUAGUGAGACAUAUCUGUCUGUGUGUGUGUGUGUGUGUGUGUGUGUGUGUGUGUGUGUGUGUGUGUGUGUGUGUGUACUAACCCCCCCUGUGUGUGUUCUGUGGUUAGGUGUGGUCCUGUACAUUCUCUUGGUGGGCUACCCUCCCUUCUGGGAUGAGGACCAGCACAAGCUCUAUCAACAGAUCAAGGCUGGGGCCUACGAUGUGAGUAGUGACCACCUUCCUUUCUCUCUCUCUCUGUUUAUCAUUCACCACUAUGGGAUUAGACCAGAUUUGUGUGUGCAUGAUUAUACAAUGUCGAAUUCACUGAGAGCCCAGUGUUUGUGUGCCUUGUUAGUGUCCUUGACUCAGAGUAGUGAGUAAUAUCUUGUGUGUUUGUGUGAAUCAAUCUGUUUAUGUCGUUGUGUGUGUCUGUGUGUGUGUUUACAUACAUGCACGUGUUUGCUUGCGCUCGUGUGUGUAAGUUUGGAUGAGGCCUUGGGUGAGAGGGAUGGAGGGAGAGCUGUAGGGAAGCAGCGGAGUGGUGUUGGGUUGGGCUGGCAGGAGCUUUUAGCAGCACUCAGGCCAUUAACACUGCACUGAUGGGAGGAGAUGGGGAAGAGCCUCACUCUGUGUGUGUGUGUGUUUGUGUGUGCCUGUCUGAGUGCACACUUUUUCUCGAGUAGUGUUCCUCACACGCAGGCACGCAGUCCCGCACGCACACACUUCAGGUCCCCGCAACGACCCAAGUGGGCCCGGUCCAGAUUCUACUCUCCUUCAUUUUUAAUUGGCUGCGAUAGAGAGCUGUGUUUCCUGCCCAUUGAUCAUGUCAGAGCGGCCCUCUGCAGUUACUAACCAAGGAGACACUACAGCACUGUGUCAGCCAGGGACACAGCUCAAACUACUGCUUGAAGAACCCAAGCUAACAAGGAUGCUGUGAUGUGUAUACAUGCAGUAGGACUAUCUUUUGUAUUACGUGUACCUUUGGUUUGGGGCAGGGGUGCCAACCCCCUCUCCUGGAGAGCUACUGUACACUCUUGCAGGCUUUUGCUCCAACCCGAAUUUAGCACACAUGAUUCUGAUAACUACAGUAUCUGUUGACCAGAUACUUACUAACUACCUUCUAAUUCAGGUUCGGUUGUGUUACAACUGGGUUGGAGCAAAAGCUUGCGCACCUAGUAACUCUCCGGAAGGAUUAUGAGGACCAGCCAGGGUAUUAGUGUGGGGCAGCCGGCCGAAUGAAGCGGAAAGGGCCGCCAUGACCAGCACUACCUCCUCCUCCUCAGUCUCUCUACCAUUGCGCUCACUAUUUCAAUAAAUCUCCAUCACAAAGAGCACUGUGCUGUGGCGUGUGUUGAGUGUGUGUGUCUGUGCGUAUUUGUGUCUGUGUGUGUCCUUGUACCGUAUUGACAUAAUGUGCAUCUCUAACAUUUUCUCCACUUCUUUCUCUCUCUCUCCCCUCGUCCCCCUCUCUCUCCCUCCCUCCCUCCCAGUUCCCCUCCCCAGAGUGGGACACAGUGACCCCCGAAGCCAAGAACCUGAUCAACCAGAUGCUGACUAUCAAUCCUGCCAAGAGGAUCACUGCUGACCAGGCUCUCAAGCACCCAUGGGUCUGCGUAAGUCACCCCAUCACCAGGCUAUCACUUACAUGUAAUUUACCAUGGUUUUACUUGAGGAUGGAAUCGGUACUACAUUAUGGUAACGUUGGCCCCAUUAUACCUUCGUAACUGGUGCUGUGAUGGUGUAUUCAUUGAUCUGUUGUUCUCUGCUUUCCUCUCCUCCUUUUCCCCAAUCCAGCAACGCUCCACUGUGGCGUCCAUGAUGCAUCGUCAAGAGACUGUAGAGUGCCUGCGCAAGUUCAAUGCCAGGAGAAAACUCAAGGUGUGUGUAGACACACACACACACACACACACACACUUGGGUGCACACACAAAUGCACACAUAUAUCCCAUCGGUUGUGUUAGAGAGAUUGUAUACACCCCCUGUCCUUUGCACUAACCUUGUAUUCUGUGUCUUCCCCAGGGAGCCAUCCUUACCACCAUGCUGGUGACCAGAAACUUCUCAGGUGAGGGGGCAUCUGGGUGUUCGCAUUUAGAAUGGAAUUAGUGUUGUUCUAAGUUAUAGUAAGUAAAAAUGAUCCCAAGAUAGACAAUAAUACAUACUGUUUGUUCAGAAGUGUUGAGUAAUGAAAGUGAGUUUAGUGCCCUUACCUUAGAUUGAAUGUCCCUUAGAGAGGAAACUGCCUUGAAGACUCAGUAUAAUGUCUCUGAAACAGAAAUGUCCUAAGUAGAUGCGUUGAGGUUUUUGUUGUUAUAUAGACGUUAUAAAUAACAUAAUGUCAUUCAUAAUAAGGACCAUUGUAAACUGCAGAUGUGUAGAGUAGGUUGUUUGUCCUUGUAUAAAUCCACAACCCACCUGCAUCCCAAGAAUACUGGGAUACUAAGUUGUGUUCUAUGGCCCACGUAUCCUGGCUAAUUGAGACAUUCAGAGAACCAUUUGAAAUCCUAUCAGCACAUGAAGAGCUUGUCUCAGCCUUGUCUGAAGGCCUUUCUAUAAAGCACUAUCGUGGAGUACAGACAUUAGUCAUAGAGCUCUUGUGCUCGUAAGAAAGUAGUGUUGUGUGUACAAUGUUGCUUCAUAACACCGCAUAACUGUCACUUGUCGAUCUCAGUGUUUUGUGUGGCUAUUUUUGAAUAACUGGUUGUGAACAAUGAUGGGCCAUUGAAGGUGUUUUUUCUAACAUUGAGUGUGCACACUGGGUUAAGUAUCGGUAUCCGGCAGGAUAUACAGUUUAGAGCCCAUGGAUGUAUGUAUCUGCCCCCCCCCAUGAGAUGAAAAAGGUGGGUGAGUGGAGUGAAGCGGGGGCCAGGAUCUUAAAGAAGGAAGUGACACUGUGCUCUAGAGAGGCUCUGCCUGUUCCCUGGUUGGUCCCUCCCAACUGAAUGCCUCUCUGUCCAAUAGUGGGCCGACAGCACACCAGCCCUGCGGCCACCACCAGCACGGCUGCUCUGGCUUCAGAA